Molecule: messenger RNA, 916 nt
Organism: Venturia canescens
Lineage: Eukaryota; Metazoa; Arthropoda; Insecta; Hymenoptera; Ichneumonidae
Exons: 3
Coding region: 67-414 (115 amino acids)
Source: RefSeq, a predicted model, not a curated record
CAUUUCCAAGAUGCGAUAUCGUAACGGUGAAAGAAGUUGCAACAAGACGAAGGGUGGCAGCUAAAAAUGGGUUCAUUCGUAGAUAAGAACUUUGACAAUUCAUCAGCUCGCAUUCGCACAGCUUUGCGAAGCUUUUCUAGGCUCGCAAUAUCUACGAGAUCGCUCCAGAUAGGCGGCUCAGGAACGGAGACUAACCGAGGAAAUGGCGUCCAUCAAUCCUACCCUCCACAGGCGAAACCAAAAUACGAAAGUGGUUCACGCGUCGUCGGCUCCUACGUAACAACAGCUGUGAAACUCCAGCCUAGACAUUUACAAGGAUCGAGUGAUCCGCUUUUCUCUUCAUCAACGAACAAUAUACGAACGUGGGCAUGGGCCCUGGACGAAGGGCAACCCAUCGAUCGAUCCCACGAGUAGUCAGAAGCAGUAGCAGCAAAGUCUCUCCGAUGGGGUGCCAGGGAUAAACGCACAGAGACAGUCGAAGAGAAAGAGGGAGAGAAGAAAAGAGGAUAGGACUAGUCACCCUUGCUGUACUGGAUAAAACUUUCUGCAUGCCUGCUGGUUUUGUCGGGUAUGCGUGAGCGAACGAGCAGGAUCGCGUCGGGCUCAGAGAUAUCGUCGAAUCGUUUUCUCUAUUGCAAUACUUUUUCCCAUACAACUUUAUAUAUAGAAAGAAAAUACAGCUAAUGGCUUUUCCACGCAGUACAACAUCAUGUAUAGAAAAUUAUCGUACCACGACUGGGAGAAACCGAGCGAGAGCCUGCCAGAUCACUCUCUGAAAAGGGACAUGCAUAGAGAGUUGGAUGAAAAAACAUUCGGAGCAAGAGAGAGAGAGAGAGAGAGGAGCAGCGAAUGAUCGAGGUGGAACGAGCAGAGAUAAAUAAAGAACGAAAGCACUAAGCUCAUCUCUUGAUCCGGA